Messenger RNA from Lachancea dasiensis, 1746 nucleotides. NCBI's taxonomy places the organism in Eukaryota, Fungi, Ascomycota, Saccharomycetes, Saccharomycetales, Saccharomycetaceae. The record is from the annotation of a GenBank genome assembly.
AUGAGUUAUGGAAUACUGGCUGAUGGGUAUCAACGUGUAGAAUUGCUCCCAAAAGUGGAUAUCCAAGGAGAAGGCAAUUCUCACACGGCGGAGGAAGGCAUUUCAACGCAAGAAAGCAUGCAGGGUGUCAGUAUUUACAGUGACACUGUCACUCACCGUAAACUACACCAUAGACAUGUUCUUCUUAUUGGGAUAUCCGGAGUGAUUGGGACUGCGCUUUUCGUCAAUAUAGGGAAGUCGUUAUAUCAUGGAGGCUCCGUUUUCCUGCUCCUGGGCAUGGCAGUGUGGUGCGUGCCAAUUUUGUGCAUCACUGUGUCAACGGCAGAAAUGGUGUGCUAUCUACCACUGGAUUCGCCAUUUCUGCGCAUUGCGGCUCGUUGCGUGGACGAUUCUAUGGCUAUCAUGGCGGGUUGGAACUUUUGGUUCCUGGAGUGUGUUCAAAUCCCGUUCGAAAUCGUGGCGGUCAAUACUAUCAUACACUACUGGAGAGACGACUACUCACCCGCCAUCCCUCUGUUCUUGCAAGUUGUGCUUUACUUGGUAAUAAGCCUGUUUGCUGUUCGAUACUAUGGCGAAAUGGAGUUCUGGCUGGCUAGUUUCAAGAUUUUUCUCGCGGCAGGCUUAUUUAUAUUCACCUUUAUUACAAUGCUUGGAGCUAAUCCACGACGGGACCGAUUUGGUUUUCGCAACUUAUUAGAUGCCCCUUUCAAAGAGUAUUUCCCUUCAGGGCAGACUGGUUCUCCUUCUGCCGGCUACUUUCAAGGUUUUUUAGCAUGCCUCAUCCAGGCUUCCUUCACUAUAGCGGGACCGGACUAUGUAUCGAUGGUGGCAGGAGAGACUCGUAUUCCACGAAAAGUUCUUCCAAUUGCUUUCAAGCAUGUAUUCAAUCGACUGACGCUGCUAUUUCUGGGAAGUAGCUUAUGUGUCGGGAUUUUAUGCAGUGCUAACGAUCAGGGUUUGACUGCGGCAAUUAAUGAAGCUCGUCCAGGUGCUGGCGCCUCCCCAUAUGUUAUCGCAAUGAGCAAUUUGGGGAUUCGGACUCUUCCCCAUGUAGUCAACGCAGCUUUGAUUACAGCGGCCUUUUCUGCUGGCAAUGCUUAUACUUACUGUUCUUCAAGGGUUUUACAUGGGCUAGCUCUGGACGGACAUGCCCCACAUAUUUUCAAAAAAUGCAAUCACCAUGGAGUACCGAUUUGGGCCGUAGCUGUCUCUUUACUUUGGGCACUUUUAAGUUUGUUACAGUUGAAUUCUAAUAGUGCGAUUGUUCUUAAUUGGCUAAUAAAUUUGAUCACCGCUUCUCAGCUAAUAAACUUCGCAUGUUUGUGCAUUACCUACCUAUUUUUCAGACGCGCUUACAGAGCUCAACAUGCCACGUUACCAAAUCUUCCUUUUAAGUCUUGGGGUCAGCCCUAUACCGCUAUAUUAGGGCUUACAUCCGUAUCUAUUAUGAUAAUUGUCCAAGGAUAUUCGGUAUUUUAUCCCUCUCAAUGGAGUUUGAAGGAUUUUCUCUUCUGUUACUUGAUGAUAUUCGUCGACCUUGGAAUAUACUUGACCCAUAAAUUUAUCCUGACCAAAAAACCUACCUGGCCAAAGGAUCCGAGGAAUGUUGAUUUGACUUCUGGUUUAUUAGCGAUUGAACAACACGAGAUCAUGAAUGGAUUUACAACCUAUCAGUUUUUUUCCAAUACCUGCUCCCUAAGUGGCAGUACCAGCUGCCAAGAUGUUCAUAUAGGAAAAGUUAAUUAG